This is a messenger RNA of Acanthoscelides obtectus, 1211 nucleotides long. The record is from the annotation of a GenBank genome assembly. Lineage: Eukaryota; Metazoa; Arthropoda; Insecta; Coleoptera; Chrysomelidae.
AUGACAUGGCACAGGAAGAUAGAAAUCAUGGAACGCUAAGAUGUAGACCAGAAAUCUUAUUCAGUGACUAACUCUCAGGAAAACUACCAUCUUCUAAGCAGGAGAGUCGUAUGGUAUAAUAGCCAAAAAAUAAAGAUGUCUUCAGAUGAAAAUCCUACAGGUCCAAUAGCAAAUGCCUGGUCCAUGAAAAUUCCAGAAUUUAAACCAGAAGACAACCCUCAUGGUCUAUUAGAAGAAAGUAGCUUUGCAACUUUAUUUCCACAGUACAGAGAGCAAUAUUUGAAGCAGGUAUGGCCUUUAGUGCAGAAAACAUUAGCUGAACACCAUAUAAAAGCUGAAUUAGACCUCAUUGAAGGUAGCAUGACAGUACGUACAAACAGAAAAACAUGGGACCCUUAUAUCAUUAUCAAAGCGAGAGAUAUGAUAAAACUCUUAUCUCGAAGUGUGCCUUUUGAACAAGCUAAGCGAGUUUUAGAAGAUGAUGUUGGAUGUGAUAUAAUUAAAAUUGGAAAAAUCACAAGAAAUAAAGAAAAGUUUGUCAAACGAAGACAAAGACUGAUUGGACCAAAUGGCUGUACAUUAAAAUCAAUAGAACUACUGACAAAUUGUUAUGUGCUUGUACAAGGUCAAACUGUAUCUGCAUUAGGACCUUACAAGGGCCUACAACAAGUUAGGAAAAUUGUAGAAGAUACAAUGAAAAACAUCCAUCCAAUUUACAAUAUAAAAGCUCUGAUGAUCAAAAGGGAAUUGGCCAAAGAUCCAAAAUUAAAGAAUGAAAACUGGGAAAGGUUCCUUCCGAAGUUUGUGAAUAAAAAUAUCAGCAAACGCAAACAGCCGAAGAAGAAAGAGAAGAAACCAUAUACUCCUUUCCCUCCACCUCAACCUGAGAGUAAAAUUGACAAACAACUGGCUACAGGAGAAUAUUUCCUUACAAAGACUCAGAACAAAUCCAAGAAGCAAAAAGAAAAAGAAGCUAAACAUGCUGAAGCUGCCAAAAAGAGAGAAGAAAAGAGAAAUGAAGUAUUUGUGCCACCAGAAGAACCUUCAACCUCAAGCGGUAAAAGAAGCAAUAGUGAUAUAUCAGUAAAUAUAACAGAACUUAAAGAGAAAAUUAAAAAAGCCAAGGGAACUGUUAAAAUUUUCAAUAAAAACAAAAGUUAGUACCAUAAAUAUUGUUUUUGUAUCAGAAUAUUUAUGAUUCAUUUUGAUGG